GUUUGGUUUCCUUGUCAACGGAAGAUGAAGUGAACAACUGAACAUCUCCCCAGUGCAGUUGUGCUAGUUUACUGAUGAACACAACAGAAGAUUGCCUGGAAUAUCUAUUCUGCAUUCAGAAAAUCCAGAAUGUCUUGCCACGGCUGAAGUCAAGUGAGCCAACCAUGACCGGCAAAACACAGACCAGUAAUGUCACCAAUAAGAAUGAUCCCAGAUCCAUCAACUCUAGAGUCUUCAUUGGUAAUCUUAAUACAGCCAUUGUCAAAAAAGGAGAUAUAGAAGCAAUCUUUGCAAAGUAUGGAAAAAUAGUUGGCUGUUCAGUGCACAAAGGUUAUGCAUUUGUACAAUACAUGAGUGAGAGGCACGCAAGAGCUGCUGUGGCAGGGGAAAAUGCCAGAAUCAUUGCAGGACAACCAUUGGACAUUAACAUGGCAGGGGAGCCAAAACCAUACAGACCUAAGCUGGGAACUAAGCGACCACUUUCUGCUCUCUACAGACUUGAAUCAAAAGAACCUUUCCUUUCUGUUGGUGGUUAUGUCUUUGAUUAUGAUUAUUACAGAGAUGAUUUCUACAAUCGGUUAUUUGAUUACCACAGCCGGGUUCCUGCCCCACCUCGUGCUGUGAUUCCAUUGAAGCGCCCACGAGUAACAGUCACAGCAACUCGCAGAGGAAAAGGAGUCUUCUCCAUGAAAGGGACAUCAAGGUCUACAUCAAGUGGAGCUUCUUCAUCAGGAUCAAAAUUGAAAUCAGAUGAAUUGCAGACAAUCAAGAAGGAAUUAACGCAGAUCAAAACAAAAAUUGAUUCUUUGCUAGGGAGACUGGAGAAGAUUGAAAAGCAGCAGAAAUCAGAAGUCCAAAAGAAACAAAUAGAAGACUGUGUAGAGUUGAUCCAAGAAGAGUGCAUAUCAGACAAUGCCGACAACUCUACAGAAGAGCCUAUUGAAGGAGGGCUGGAUGGCGAUGGAGAAGAAAUGACAGAUGGGAUAGAGGAAGAUUUUGAUGAGGAUGGUAGUAAUGAGCUGUUUCUACAGAUCAAAUGAAUUGGGACCCUUACACAACCCUUUUGGAAGCUGAGAAGAUAAUUCAUAGACUUCCCUGUAUGAAAAUGUAAACUACAGUUUCUUGUCAGCUCGUAACAUCUUUGACUCAAUUUGUAUGAAGAACUGAAUUUACUUUUGGAAAUGGAGACCACCAUUCAAAAUUUUAAAACAUAUGUUUAAAACUAUGCGAUUGUCAUAUUUUUAUGGUUUAGACUGUAAAUGUGUUUCUCCUGGCUAAUCAUUGGUAUUUUUUUUUAAUUUUGAUGUCAGAUAGCCAAUGACUUGUAUGAUA
Messenger RNA from Ahaetulla prasina, 1332 nucleotides. It is a transcript of the gene RALYL, whose product is annotated as RALY RNA binding protein like. Gene Ontology annotation, molecular function: RNA binding. The record is from RefSeq and is a predicted model, not a curated record. Lineage: Eukaryota; Metazoa; Chordata; Lepidosauria; Squamata; Colubridae. Gene Ontology annotation, cellular component: nucleus. The coding region runs from base 75 to 1040 and encodes 321 amino acids. The transcript is spliced from 10 exons.